AUGCAUGUUCUUUUCCAUAUCCAAGGCCCUCUGAGCGAAACAGCCCGCGAAUCGCUCGACUAUUUAUCAUUUGAUUUUGUCGACAAUCUCACUCUGUCUGAUGCUCUGGUGGUGCAUCAAGCUAUCUCGUGGUUCGAUUUCUACACAAAGGGCCAGGGACAGCUUCGUGAAUUCCAGCUAAGGUCUACUCUGAAGACGCUUUCUGGAGAGAAUGUCAUCGUUCGGGCUGGAACAGGCUAUGGAAAGACAAUGACUAUGAUCCUUCCACUCCUCCUCAGUCCCCAGCCUUCGAAAAUCGCAUUGACAAUCUCCCCGAUGAAGCUCCUUCAACAGAACCACGUCGAGGAAUUCAAUCGCAUGGGCAUCCCAUCGAUUCAGAUCAAUGAGGAUACCCCGGACGACAAGGAGCUGUGGAAGAGAAUCGAACGAGGAUACUACAAGAACAUAUUCAUCGCCCCCGAGCAGCUGUUUCGACUCAAAAACGGCCACAUUCCUCGGCUCGCUUCAUUAAUGUUCACGAACCGUGCAUUCCUCGAGAGCAUUGGUUUCUUUUUUAUAGAUGAAGCGCACUUCAUCGUUCUGAGUGGAUUCCCUCAACGAGGUGAAAAGGAUGCCUUUCGUCCGGUAUACUCACGCCUUGGUGAAAUCCUGCCUCUACUUCGCGAAAAUCCGCCGGUUGUCAUCCUGUCAGCAACCCUCCCUCCCCCAAUCCUGCACACCGUCCUUGAGACGCUCCACCUCGACCUGAGUACAACUACACAGCUCAUGGAGUCUGUGAACCGGCCUAAUCAUGCGUACGCUGUACACCAGCUGUACAGUGGCAUCAAAUGUCUCAAAAACUACGAUUUCCUUGUACCUACUGCACCCAAUGCUGAACGGCCACCAAAGACAGUCGUCUUUAUCGACAGCCGUCUCUCGGCCGCCCGGAUUGCCAGCUAUCUUCGCUGGCGGAUCUCUGACACGCUUAAAUCAAGUAAAGUGGUGUCGCACCUCCAUUCUUCCAUGUCAAGGGAUUACAUUGAUCGCGUUUUUUCCGAGUUCAAGACCUCGAGCGAAAUCUCUGUGCUUGUCUCAACUUCUAUUGCUUCAAAUGGCAUCGAUGUCUCUGACAUUGCACGUGUGGUGUGCAUUGGAGCCUUGUCCAGCCUCGAGCUGAUGCAGCAAGAGUUCGGUCGGGGUGGCCGAAACCCCACAAUCGAAACCAUCUGUCUUGCUGUUGUAGAGCCAUGGGCACUAACCACUGAGGACAGCAAGCCGCAGAGUAACAAGGAGAAGCGAACUGACCCCAGUGUCCGUGAAUAUAUGAGCCUCAAGACAUGUCGGCGCGAUUAUCUGAGGAAAAAGAAUGUUGAUGACAGUCAAAAAGCACUAAAGUUUACAGGAUCCUACUGCUGCGACAACCACAAUGAUGGCUUCAGCCUGACAUCAUUUUUCCCUGGCGCUUUUUUAUACAGUGAUCCUCCAAAACCAAAGAAGUUGUCGAGGCCCACACGUGAUAAUCGGCCACAAGCACAACGCGAACCGCUCCGGGAACUUAUCUGGGCUUGGAGAGACAAAACUCGCCACACCAGCACACUCACACUCAUGUUUCCAACUAACUAUCUUCUUCAAAAACGCGAGGUGGACAAGCUUGUUAAAACGAACCCCAAAUCCCUUUCUUCCCUUGCUAACCUCGUCACAUUCCUAGGAGAGACUCCGGGCUGGGCAAGAGUUUUUGGCCCAGGACUCUUCAAGGUUAUUGAGGAGUACGACAUUCGGGUUCAGGCCGAGAUUCAGGAGAAAAAGCUGGCAAAGAAAACGGCACCAAGGAAACAGAAAAAACUCAAGCAGGAAGAGCUUGACACUGGUGAUAUCCCUCCUCCUCCUCCAACCGCGUUCAUGCAGCAUGUCAGCGAGUUUCAGAUUAAAGAUGAACCUUGGGCCAGUGACCCCGACGCUUCUCAGGCAUUCUCACAGCUCCCUGGACUGUCUAACACGUCUUCUCAAGACGCUUUCACCUCCUCAUACUCUCAGAUUACAUUUGAGGAGCCCCUUGUUGGACGGAUGCAUGUCCCUACUAGUACUAUGCGCCAGCCAAAGCGUUCUGAGCCACCCUCCCAGCCUUCCCAGCCUUUAAAACGAGCUCGUAAGCGUCAGGAGUAG
Messenger RNA from Coniophora puteana RWD-64-598 SS2, 2142 nucleotides. Its product is annotated as P-loop containing nucleoside triphosphate hydrolase protein. The record is from RefSeq and is a predicted model, not a curated record. Gene Ontology annotation, cellular component: nucleus; chromosome; cytoplasm. Gene Ontology annotation, molecular function: ATP binding; 3'-5' DNA helicase activity; four-way junction helicase activity. The coding region runs from base 1 to 2142 and encodes 713 amino acids. Lineage: Eukaryota; Fungi; Basidiomycota; Agaricomycetes; Boletales; Coniophoraceae. The transcript has 5 exons. Gene Ontology annotation, biological process: double-strand break repair via homologous recombination.